CGAUUAAUUUUGCUCGGACCGCGCUAUUUUGAUCGCAGCGGGACAUCCUGGGCUCGUCAGAGAUCUAGAAUUGCACAUCAGCAACCGCUGCCCAAGCCUCAGCUCCCAAAACUGCCGUAAAAGUACUCUGCCAAAAAAAGAUGGCAGACCCGGCACCCGCUGCGGCCGACGCGGACCCCUUCGGGGAGGACCUGGGCUUCACGGCCGGCGACGCGCCCUUCGCGAAGCUGGCCUCCUUCACGGCCGACGACGACGAGGACGAGGAGCCGGCCGCCGAGGCGCCGCCGGCGCCGGCGCCGGCCAAGGCACCGGAAGAGCCGCCCAAAGAACCGGAACAACUCCUCGCCUCCGUCGCGCUCGAGCCCCCAACACCGCCGGCGCCCGUCGUCGUCUCGACCGAAGACCUCGCGGCCAUGGCACCACAGCCAGUGCCUUCACCCGAGCCGGUCGCGAAGCCGCCGCAGCCGGACCCGGCGCGGACCGAGGCGUUGCAGGCCGCGCGCCAGGCCGAGAUUCGGAGGAGACGGCUCUUCGGCGCCGAGUUGGUGGGAGAACAUUCUAGGUAUGCGGCGCUCGACCGACUGCUGGGCCGCGGCGUCGUCGAGUGCGGCUCACUAAGGCUAUUAGUCGCCAGAACCGUGGAGAGCGAAGCAAGGAGCGCGGCGGGCUGCGUGGCCUUCGCGCGGUUCCCCGCGGACGCGCGCCAGGAGUUGGGGGCCGAGCCCGCGGCCUCGGUGAGCGCGCAGAAUGAGACGACGACGUACGGCGUGGCGCGUUUACUCGCGGCGCGCGUCGCGAGCGAGGCCGACGCGCACGAGCAACACGCAUUGAAACUGCGGAGCGAGUGCCUCGGGCCCCUCGUCGAGCUUGAGAGGAGGUUGCGGGCGACGCAUCGCGACCUGAGGAUGAGGGGCGGCACGGCCCUGUCUAGGGCUCGGGAAGCAGCUAGAGGCGUCGAGCGGUUGUACGACCAGGUUGUAAAUGCAGGGUCGAAGGGGGACGUCUGGCUCGCCACGGUGCAGUACACGGCCGGUUCGGCAAUACUAGCGCGGACGUGGGCCGAUGCGAAAGCCUCCUUAGAUUCAUUAUUUGCGACGGCCGCGGCGACCGAGACGGAGCGCCGGUCUUUGGAGAGAAGGUGCCUCAAGGCCUUCCUGGCCGCGCGGCGCGAGUGCCUCGCUACCAUUGACAAACUCGCGGCGCCGGAUUUAGCCGCGGCAGAAAAUGCCCAGGACUCGCGGGACGUCGCGGCCGAGGUCGAAGUGUCCAUCAAGGCCGAAGUGAAACGCGUCGCCGAGCGCAACCAGCGGAGAAGACCCGCGCCGCAGACGCCGUUGCCAGAACCCGCUGAACCACUGGAACCUCUGGCGUCUCCAUUGGUGAAAUGUUCAUUACUAGGAGAACGCAAAACCAAAUUGACGCGGUGGCGGCCGGCCUUGGUGGUUGCGACGGCCGAUCGACGCGUCCACGUCUACGAGGGCUUCUCCUCAAGUCCGGAUUUGACCGCGGCGGCGGCGCUGAGUGGACUAGUGCCGUCUUCCGACGAGUGCCUGCGCGGGGCAGCCCCGCCUUCCAAAAUGCCUUCUUCGGUCUCUGAGGCCCAAACCUCGGUCCAGAACUUCUUCGCCGGGGCGCCGGCGCCGCUCGCGCCCUCCACCACACUGGAUGUGCGGGCGACGCGCGCCGUCGCCGUCGACGCCAACACCUUAGAGUUACUGGAGGCGGCGCCGGCGACGGGCGCCGCGGCGAUCUUCUCGAAGACAGUUGAAAGGAAGGUGCAGCUGCGCUUCGCUACUUCUGACGCGGCGCAGGAGCUGCUCGCGUGCCUGCGGGCGCGGUGAUUUGGCCUAAGUUGGAUAUUAUGUGC
Molecule: messenger RNA, 1867 nt
Organism: Pelagomonas calceolata
Lineage: Eukaryota; Pelagophyceae; Pelagomonadales; Pelagomonadaceae
Source: the annotation of a GenBank genome assembly